This is a messenger RNA of Cajanus cajan (pigeon pea), 938 nucleotides long. The record is from RefSeq and is a predicted model, not a curated record. Lineage: Eukaryota; Viridiplantae; Streptophyta; Magnoliopsida; Fabales; Fabaceae.
AAUAACACUCAAGCCACAGCACCCCCAACUCAGAAAACAACUCUCGAAACAUCAAUUGAUUGACAGAACACAAAGAAAAAAAAAAGCCAAAAUGGUAUCAAGUCAACCCAACAACUACUUUCCAAAUUUCCCUCCUCCAUCACCUUCCCACCCUUUCAAUCCUCCACCACCACCUUCACAUUUUUUCAACCCUCCACCACCGCCACCUCAUUCAUUUUCUUCUCCUCCUCCUCCUCCACCAUUCCGAUCACCACCGCCUCCGCCGCCGUCACCUAGUCCUCCUUUUUCUCCUCCACCCCCUAAGGUGCGGCCACCACCGCCGCCACGCCGUCCGAUUCGUCCUCCACUGCCGCCACCACGCCCUAUUCGUCCUCCACCCCUUCCUCCUGCCCCAGUUCCACCUUCACCCUCUCCGAACAACCCCACAAUCAUAAUAGUCGUGGUUGUCUCACUUGGUGGCCUCGUGUUGCUCUCAAUGCUUGCUUUUGCCCUAUUCUGCUGCUUUCAAAGGAGGAAGAAGAAGAACACGCAAGAAACCGAGGUCAUUCACUUUGAUGAGCACAAAAAGAUAAAUGAAACCAUCGUGCCUGGUCCUUUUGGACGCAAUACAGUAGUGGUAACAGUUGAAGAUGAUGUGCAUAUCGAUGAAGAAAUCAAGAAGAAUGAGAAAGUUGGUCAUGGUUUGCAUGCAAAAUCAUCUUCACCUGAAGCAGAUCAAGGUACUUCUAGCAGCAUUGUUGAGGUCGCAACUACUCCUCCUGCACCUCAACAUCAUGACGAGCAUCAUCACUAGCCUCAAAACAAGCCCUGAUUGAAAGAAGUACUAGUACAACACACGAAGAAUUGCAUAUUCUUGUUCAAAGUUUCCCAAGAAGGGUCCUUUCAUUUAUCUUAAAUUACUCCGGUGAAUAAAUACCCUUAAUCCUUGAUUUGUUAAA